Messenger RNA from Racocetra persica, 1641 nucleotides. NCBI's taxonomy places the organism in Eukaryota, Fungi, Glomeromycota, Glomeromycetes, Diversisporales, Gigasporaceae. The record is from the annotation of a GenBank genome assembly.
AUGAUCAUUCAAAAGAUUAUUGAUUCCUUUGGAAUUACAGAAUUUUUUAUCCUUUUCGGCCUAACUUUAACUACUUAUAUAUUCACUUUUUAUUACAAUUACUUGACUCGUCCUAAUCCAUUUCCUGGACCAUUACCUUUACCAUUUAUUGGAAAUCUUCAUAAUAUUGUAGAUAUAAAACUCUUUUACGAACAAUGUCAACAGAAAUAUGGUGAUAUUUGUGAAAUUAUGUUUAAUGGGUGUAGAUGUAUCAUUAUUUCACGGUCUGAUUAUAUGGAAAAGUUUUUAUAUCCUACAACGUAUUUUAUGAAGAUCCCAUAUUUGCAAGGUAUAGAAGAAUUUGGAUUUUACGGACGUGGAAUGGUUUUUAAUAAUGACUAUAAAAGUUGGUAUUACCAUAGGCAAUUUUUUACUCAGGCGUUAUUGACACCUAAAUUAAUGGAUACAGCCAUAAAUUCUACAAAACAAUUAUUUGAAGAAUUAAGUGGAUAUUGGCAAUCUCUUGGAAUGCAAAAUACCUUAAGUAAUAAUAAAGAAGAUAAUAAUAAUUGGACUCUAGAAACAGAUUUUUCAGCAUGGCUUCAUGGAUUUGCAAAUGAUCUUGUUUCAAUAGUAAUAACUGGUGAACGAACAUAUGCAAUCGCAUCCUAUUAUAAUACUCAAAGUAUUAUCAAAUCUGAACAUGCUGGUGCGUUGGUCAGUGAUGGUAAUAAAUUUGUUAAUGCAGCUGUAAAGUUCAUUAAUGAUAUCGCGUUUUAUAUGUUUGUUGGACCGUUCAUGAGACAUUAUGUUCCAAUAAUCAGAAAUAUGACAAUUCCUAUGUUGAAAAAUCGGGAUUACGUAUUUGAGAGAUUUGACAUGAUGGUUAAAAAUAGAAGAAAGAUGAUUGAUGAAUUACCAACGGAUACUGAAAUGAAAAGUGACAUGCUAACUUCGUUAAUAACCGCAAAUACCCCAAGAAAUACUAUUAAAGUAAAAACAGUAGAUGAUGAAAUGCUUAAACCUAUGGACGAUAAACAAAUCAGAACGAAUUUGGUAGAAGCCAUUUUAGGCGGAACAGAUACUACUUCAAAUUUAUUCUGUUAUAUGACUUAUUAUGUUUGUAAACAUCCACACGCAAAACAAAAGAUGCUUUUAGAAAUUGACUCUGUAUUUUCUAAGUUAUCCAAAAAAUUCUCAGUAUCACAAGAAGAUAUUUCAAAACUAAAAUAUUGUAAAGCAAUAAUUAAAGAAACCAAUCGUCUAAUUCCCACAGCAUUUAUGACAACCCGCUACAUUGGUGAAGAACGAGAAUUUUCUGGAUAUAAAUGGCCCGCUGGUACUCAGUUACAUUUGAAUUUUAUAGCGGCGAAUAAACAUCCGAAAAUUUGGACUAAUCCUGAAAUUUUCGACCCGGAUAGGUUUUAUGAUGAUAAUAAAUACAGUCUAAAAUUUAAUGACAAAAAUUUGAUGAUGUUUGGUGGAAGUCAACGAAUUUGUCCUGGUAGAAAAUUGGCAAUGACUGAAUUACUCUUAUUAAUGGCAUUAGUAUUUAAAAAUUAUAACGUUGAGUUGGUGAAUAAGAAUGAGCCUAUAAAAAUUAAAACUGGACUUACCAUAAACUGUGAAGAGUUGAAAGUUAAAAUUAGUCCUCGAAUUUGA